Messenger RNA from Eubalaena glacialis (North Atlantic right whale), 3896 nucleotides. It is a transcript of the gene ALG9, whose product is annotated as ALG9 alpha-1,2-mannosyltransferase. The record is from RefSeq and is a predicted model, not a curated record. The transcript is spliced from 16 exons. Lineage: Eukaryota; Metazoa; Chordata; Mammalia; Artiodactyla; Balaenidae. Bases 687 to 2042 code for a protein of 451 amino acids. Gene Ontology annotation, biological process: protein N-linked glycosylation. Gene Ontology annotation, molecular function: alpha-1,2-mannosyltransferase activity. Gene Ontology annotation, cellular component: endoplasmic reticulum membrane.
GCUCGGGUCCCGUGUUGCUAGUGAAGAAAGCCUGCAGGUCUGUGCGGCUUCCGGCCCAGGCCCAGGGUGGGCUGGCGUCGCGGUGUCUGUGUGGCCGAGCCGCCGUGGGGGACGUAGGCGAGAGCAGAGAGUACCUUUUCCGGCUGUCUCUCCCAGCUUCCUUCAGUCCCCGCAGAGUCCCGACCCUUUACUCUUCUGUGUGGGCCGCACCACCUUGCACACCAGCAAACACCUCUCUCUUCAAGCCGGAGGGCUGCAGGUUAAGCCUGCGCUGGGGAGCUGUCAGCAUAUGGAAUUGGAAAAGGUUAUCUGGGAACAAAGCAGGACAAGUCUGGGCACCUGAAGGAUCUACUGCUUUCAAGUGUCUGCUCUCAGCAAGGUUAUGUGCUGCUCUCCUGAGCAACAUCUCUGACUGUGAUGAAACAUUCAACUACUGGGAACCAACACACUACCUCAUCUAUGGGAAGGGGUUUCAGACUUGGGAAUAUUCCCCAGCUUAUGCCAUUCGCUCCUAUGCUUACCUGUUGCUUCACGCCUGGCCAGCUGCAUUUCAUGCAAGAAUUUUACAAACUAAUAAGAUUCUUGUCUUUUACUUUUUACGAUGUCUGCUGGCUUUUGUGAGCUGUAUAUGUGAACUUUACUUUUACAAGGCUGUGUGCAAGAAGUUUGGGCUGCAUGUGAGUCGAAUGAUGCUAGCCUUCUUGGUUCUCAGCACUGGCAUGUUUUGCUCAUCAUCAGCAUUCCUUCCUAGCAGCUUCUGUAUGUACACUACAUUGAUAGCCAUGACUGGCUGGUAUAUGGACAAAACUUCCUUUGCUGUGCUUGGAGUAGCAGCUGGGGCUAUCUUAGGCUGGCCAUUCAGUGCAGCUCUUGGUUUACCUAUUGCCUUUGAUUUGCUGGUCAUGAAGCACAGAUGGAAGAGUUUCUUUCAUUGGUCGCUGGUUGCCCUAAUGAUCUUUCUGGUGCCUGUGGUGGUCAUUGACAGCUACUAUUACGGGAAGUUGGUGAUUGCACCACUCAACAUUGUUUUGUAUAAUGUCUUUACUCCUCACGGACCUGAUCUUUAUGGUAUAGAGCCGUGGUAUUUCUAUUUAAUUAAUGGAUUUCUGAAUUUUAAUGUAGUCUUUGCUUUGGCUCUCUUGGUCUUACCACUGACUUCUCUUAUGGAAUACCUACUGCAGAGAUUUCAUGUUCAGAAUUUAGGCCACCCAUAUUGGCUUACCUUGGCUCCAAUGUAUAUUUGGUUUAUAAUUUUCUUCAUCCAGCCUCACAAAGAGGAGAGAUUUCUUUUCCCUGUAUAUCCACUUGUAUGUCUCUGUGGUGCUGUGGCCCUUUCUGCACUUCAGAAAUGUUACCACUUCGUGUUUCAGCGAUACCGCCUGGAGCAUUAUACUGUGACAUCGAAUUGGCUGGCGUUGGGAACACUCUUCCUGUUUGGGCUCUUAUCUUUUUCUCGCUCUGUGGCACUGUUCAGAGGGUAUCAUGGGCCCCUUGAUUUGUAUCCAGAAUUUCACCGAAUUGCCACAGACCCAACCAUCCACACUGUCCCAGAAGGCCGACCUGUUAAUGUCUGUGUAGGGAAAGAGUGGUAUCGAUUUCCCAGCAGCUUCCUUCUGCCCGAUAAUUGGCAGCUUCAGUUCAUUCCAUCAGAGUUCAGAGGCCAGUUACCAAAACCAUUCGCAGAGGGACCACUGGCCACCCGGAUUGUUCCUACUGACAUGAAUGACCAGAACCUAGAGGAACCAUCCAGAUAUAUUGACAUCAAUAAAUGCCAUUAUUUAGUGGAUUUGGACACCGUGAGAGAAACACCCCGGGAGCCAAAAUACUCAUCCAAUAGAGAAGAAUGGAUCAACUUGGCCUACAGACCAUUCCUUGAUGCAUCUAGAUCUUCAAAGUUGUUGCGGGCAUUCUAUGUUCCCUUCCUGUCAGAUCAGUAUACAGUGUAUGCAAACUACACCAUCCUCAAACCCCGGAAAGGAAAGCAAAUCAGGAAGAAAAGUGGAGACCGGAGAAGAGUAGAACCAGCUUUCAGGAAGAACUGAAAAUCCUGGGACUGGAUGUCUGUGUUGAACUGUUCUACACACUCUGGCUUGGCAUCCAAGAACUAGCCUCCCUUGGGCCGUAUGAGCUUCUCCACCAAAGCUCUUUGGCAGCUCCUAGCAGACCUUCUCGUUCCAAUCCUAGUGCUGAAAACGAGCACAGCCUAAUUGCCAACCUACAUGUCCUUCUCACCUCCAGCAAGACUAAGCUUUUCUAAAGCAUGUCACAGGACCAGGACCCUGCCCUGGAGGUAUCUCAGGAAAAAGGCAACCAGUUGAGGAACUGUGGCUUAAUUUCAUUACAUAGGAUGCCUCUUGCUUUCAUCUUGUUUCCUUUACAACAAACUGUAACUAUAUGGGUUUGGGUUUUUGUUUGUUUGUUUUUUAAGUUUUAGCAUGCUGUUUCUUGAGUUCAAGACUUCCCUGUAUAAAGGUAUCAACAGACCAGACUAUAGCUGUACAGGACAUACGUGGAGAAAAUUAACUCUAUCAGUUGGUAGAUUUGGAUGACAUCACAUUUUAAAGUAAUUUAUUCUGAGGCCAUUUCUGAGGAAAUUAAGAAUCUCCCUUUUUUAAACAACCCUAGUGAAAAAGACCAGUGUAUAUUCAUGGCACCUGUUUUUGAGUAUGUCUAUUGCAAAGCUCAUCCUGCAUGGGGCACCUCUAGUCAAAUAGGCAAUGAUAAGGACUUAAUUAAAACAUAAGUAUAUACUUUACUUUGCUUUUACACACAGUAUUUCAUAGUUUACAAAGCACUUUCACAUUAUCUCAUUUGAUCCUCACAGUCAUGACGUGAGGUAGACAAAGCAAGUGGUUUUAUCCCCAUUUUACAGAUGAAGAAACUGAGACUAUGGGGCAGGGGGCAGGGGGAGGUAAGGUGACUUGCCCAAGGCCACACAGCCAAUAAGUAGUAGUGCUAGGACCAGAACCUGGGUUGCCUAACUUCUCAUCCAGUGCUGGUCCCUACUCCUCACUUGACUAUGAAAACAUUACUUGAAAGAAUGAUGAGGUUGGCCAGAGACCUAAUUGAUAACGUAACUUUCUAUUUUAAGGAAGAAUUUUAUCUGUGUUUCUGUGAGUUCUUUGGAGCCUCCAGUCUGCCUGUUGGUUAGACCAUCAUCGUGGUACUCUGGGAUGCAACCUGGCCUGUGGCAGGAAAGUAGUGCUCAUGUUUGGAAGUCAAGCUCCUUUGCAGCCACACAGGAUCCAAUACCAGUUCCAUUCCUAUAGUCAAUCUGGGGUCACAUUAUAGUGCCUUAUUUCCCUAAGGGUGAUUGUGUCUAGUAUCUGCAAAUAGGAUGCAUUCAUUUUUCAGAGUUUCCAUCUUUCAUUUUUCAAAGAGAAGGGAUUUUCAGUAGGAACUGAUUCCAAGAGAGGGGAAGUGACAAGGGAAGAAAUGGCUAGUUACCAUAUAAAGAGUCUUCUCAUUCAGAUCCCCUCUAAAGGAAUAUCUGGGGAGGGGUUGAAGAAUUGUGAGUCAGUAGGUCUAGAUAGCAUAGAACAAUGAUAACUGGAGAGUGAAGAUAAACUGGGGUCCCACUCGCUGCUUUAAAGAUUUUUGUAUUUAAUUUUCAAUACUUGAUUACUGUUUCCCAAGGCAAAUAUUGGCACAUGUGGUCUGACUAUAGGAUGGAGAAUUUUUAGUGAAAUAUCUUGCCAUACCUGCAGUAAUAGUGCACUGUCCUUCACAGUGGCUAGAGCUCUCUUUUUUUUUUUGCCGAGGUAAAUGAGAGAGUACAGUAAUGGAGGUCCAUGGUGAGUGGCUUUUUUCUAAUCAAAGUGGUACAGUGCUGAUCCAUUUUAUCAUGUUGCAUGUUAAAAAAAAAAAGCCUUCUGAGCAAGAACUUACUGUAAUAU